Solanum tuberosum (potato) is the source of this 4395-nucleotide messenger RNA. RefSeq names its product lysine-specific demethylase JMJ25. Lineage: Eukaryota; Viridiplantae; Streptophyta; Magnoliopsida; Solanales; Solanaceae. Gene Ontology annotation, molecular function: histone H3K9 demethylase activity; transcription coregulator activity; chromatin DNA binding. Gene Ontology annotation, cellular component: chromatin; histone deacetylase complex. The coding region runs from base 247 to 4188 and encodes 1313 amino acids. The transcript is spliced from 12 exons. Gene Ontology annotation, biological process: regulation of transcription by RNA polymerase II. The record is from RefSeq and is a predicted model, not a curated record.
UAAAGUAGAGACAGUAUCACCCACUGUUUUGUUACCCUCUACAUGGUUUUGUUGCGCCUUCUUCCUUUUCUCAAUUUCUCCGUUUUCCCUUAAAUAAAAAAAUCGAUUUUCUUUCCUUUUCUUCACUCCAUUCAUUUUCUUUUUAAUUUCAAUUCUUGAAAUUCACUGCAUGAUGAAUUAGAAUUAUUGGAAUUCAAUCGGAGCUGUUUCAACUGAUCCAUUGAUCAGUUGUGUUGGGAGUAGAAGAUGGCAACAUUAGUUGCGAAACAAGGGCCAUUGAGCAGUCAGAAUCAAGACACACCGGGAAUGAGAAACCAGUCUAGGGUGUUUAGGAAGAGAAAGUUUAUCCUAAACCGCGAUGAAGAAGAGCUUGAAAAGGACAAUGCAGCAGCAUCGGUGCUCAAUGUUACAGAAUUACCUAAUAAGAAACCAAAGCUUUGUUCUGAGCCUGGCGCCUCCCGUGGCAAAAGAACUGUGUCAGAGCACGCAAAUGUUGCAAUCAGGAAGGAGGAUGCACUUUUAUCGGGUGGAUCGACAGAGAAAGUAAAAACAGCGGAAAAGCCUAAGAGGAACAUGGUUAAAUCACAUCUGAGAACCAAGACGGUAGCUAAGGAAAAAAUGACUGUAAUGGAAUCUGAAGGUUCACAUAGCAGAAUCACAUCCAAGGGGUAUCAUCGUUCAGCAGAGAAGAAAUUAAGUUCUAAAAUUUGGGAUGAAUUGGUGGGUGAUGAUGAAGAAGAGGAGAGUGAAGAGGAACAGGAACAGGAACAGGAAGAGGAUGAAGAGUAUUUUCCAGGAUCCUUAACAAACUUUCAGAUGCCACUUAAGGAAACAUUGAAUAAUUUAAGAAAUUCAGAGAAGCUUUUGAGAUCUUGCACCAAGGGAAAAAUUCUUAGAAGUGGACCUAUGAGAAAUAAAGGGAAUGAUGAAGAGAAAGAUGAGCCUUCCCAGUGCAAGGACAGGCUCAAACUAUCUACCGCCACAAAAAGCGUUCUUCUGAGAGGAAAUUCACAGACAAAAAGGAUGCCUGAUAAAGUAAAUCUAGAACAACCUCCAGGAACUUCAAGAAAGAAGAUGACUCAUAAAGGAGAUAAUACAAUGAACAAGGUGGAAUUUGGAAGUGAAGAAAAGCAGGGUGUGUGCAAGAAAAAACCAACUUUACCCAAGGUUGGAAAGAAAAUGCCAGGGACUCGUGAAAUUCAAGGCUCAGAGAAUAAAAGGCGGGUGCCUGCUAUAUUAAAUGGAGAACAAUGUCUAGGAACGUCAAACAAGAAGAAGAUUCCUCAAGGAGAGAGUACAAGUGAAGAUGAGUGGAAGGAAAAGCCAAGUUUGUCCAAGGAUGGAAAAAAGAAGCAGGGAAUUCAUGAAAAAGAUGCCGAGAAUAAAAGGAUAUCUGUACGACGUGCUACUGCAUCAUUCAAGAGAUACGGUAAUGAUUACUAUAUUGGUGAGUGGGAAGACGAUACUGAUGAGUAUGAGGUUUUCCCUCUAAGUGAUGGACAUCAUAUACCAAGUAACACAAGAAACCAGGGAAGUGAUGUUUCACCUGAGUCGAAACCAAAAAAUAGUCUGAAAAAUAUAAUAAAAAAUUCAGGGAAGUUACCUGUUUGUAGUUCAUUUCCUUCCUGGGCACCUGCUAAAUUAAAUGGAGAACAAUGUCUAGGAACGUCAAGCAAGAAGAAGAGUCCUCGAGAAGAUAGUACAAUGGAUAAAAUGGAUGAAAAUGAUGAUGACUGGAAUAUGUGCAAGGAAAAGUCAAAUUUGUCCAAGGAUGGAAAAAAGAAGCAGAGAAUUUAUGAGAAAAAUGCAGAGAAUAAAAGGACAUCAGUAAGACGUGCUGCUGCAUCAGUCAAGAGAUAUGAUCAUGAUUACCAUGUUGAUGAGUGGGAAGAUGAUACUGAGGAGUAUGAGGUUUGGCAUCAUACACCAAGUAACACAAGAAGUCAGAGAAGUGAAGUUUCACAUGAAUCAAAACCUAAAGAUAGUCUGAGAGAUAUAAUAAAUAAUUCAGUGACGUUAUCUGCUUGUAGUUCAUUGCCUUCCUCCUCAUCGUCUUCUGGUUCGACAAUUUCGAGAAAUGGAAUAGAUAGAUCUAAAAACGUGAAGGUAAAUUGUCAUCAAUGUAGAAGAAGUGAUAGAAGAACUGUUGUUCCUUGCACUAAGUGUAAAGAGAAAUUUUACUGUAUCAAGUGCAUCAGGGAAUGGUAUCCGGAAUUGGAAGAAGAGGAAAUCUCAGAGGCUUGCCCAUAUUGUCGUGGAAAAUGUAACUGCAACUGGUGCUUACACUCAAGUGGCAUGCUUAAGACAUCAAGAAGGGAUCUCACUGAUCGUGAAAAGAUCAAGCAUUUGCAGUAUUUGAUUAUCAAGCUCCUUCCCUUUCUGAAAGAAAUUCAUCAGGAACAAAUUCAGGAGAUAGAGACAGAGUCUUCUAUUCGUGGGGUAUCUUCAUCUUCAGUUGAUAUUAAACAAUCACUUUGUCACAAUGAGGAGCGCGUUUACUGUAACAACUGUUCAACUUCAAUAGUCGAUCUUCAUCGAAGCUGCCCAGAUUGCUCAUUUGAGCUAUGUAUAAGUUGCUGCCAAGAGCUUCGGGAAGGAAAGUUUCCAGGAAAUAGUAAAAAAGCAGUUGUCCAAUAUCCAAAUGUAGGUUAUGAUUACAUGCACGGUGGAGAUGCACAGCCUGAAAGUUCUGAUGAUAUGGAAAUUCCACAGGACCAGAACAAACCAAUUGCUUGGGUUGCUAAUUAUGAUGGUAAUAUCAUGUGUGCUCCUGUAGCAAUUGGUGGAUGUGGAAAUUUUGUAUUAGAGCUCAAGCAUCUGCUACCGAAAAACUGGAUAUCAACCUUGGAGGCAAAAGCAGAAAGGAUUCUGAUUCAGUGCAAUUUUUCCGAGAUGAUUUCCCAGCCGAUUUGUAGAAUGGAUGACCCUGAACUGUUACACAGAGCGGCUUCAAGAGUUGGUUCUGAUGAUAACUACUUAUAUUUCCCUACUGCAAAGGAUGCAAUGGAGGAUGAUGCACUUUUACACUUUCGUAGGCACUGGGGCAAGGGUGAACCAGUGAUUGUACAAAAUGUUCUUGCACAUACUAGUGGUUUAAGCUGGGAACCAAUGGUUAUGUGGCGUGCAUUAUGUGAGGGCACUGAUUCAAAGAUCCUUACAAGUAUGUCAGAAGUGAAAGCUAUCGACUGUCUGGCUGAUUGUCAGGUUCCGAUCAAUACUCGAAAGUUUUUUAAAGGUUAUACAGAAGGCAGAAGGUAUGAAAAUCUUUGGCCUGAAAUGCUCAAACUUAAAGAUUGGCCACCAUCUGACAAGUUUGAGAAUCUCUUGCCUCGGCACUGCGAUGAAUUCAUCAGUGCAUUACCAUUCCAAGAGUACACAGAUCCAAGGAUAGGGAUUCUGAAUCUUGCUGUUAAAUUACCGGCUGGAGUCAUAAAACCAGAUUUGGGUCCAAAGACAUACAUCGCGUAUGGUGUCACCAAGGAACUUGGGAGAGGGGAUUCAGUGACAAAGCUUCACUGUGAUAUGUCAGAUGCGAUAAAUAUUUUGACACACACAGCAGAGAUGGCUAUAACUGAUGAGCAGCAGUCUGCAAUUGAAAUAGUGAAACAGAGGCAUAGAACUCAAGAUGAAAGAGAGCGCCUCAAAUGUGAGGCUGAUGAAUAUCCUAUGAAGAUGUCUAGUGAUAUUAGAGGGGAGGAGAAAACCUCUGAUGAUUCAGAGACAACUGGAGGUGCCUUGUGGGACAUUUUCAGAAGGGAAGACGUACCCAAGUUGAAUGAGUAUCUUUUAAAGCAUGCAAAGGAAUUUAGGCACACUUUCUGUUGUCCGGUUGAUCAGGUUUUUCAUCCAAUCCAUGACCAGAGCUUCUACCUAACUAUGGAGCACAAGAGAAAACUGAAGGAAGAAUUCGGGAUUGAACCUUGGACAUUCGAGCAAAGACUUGGAGAGGCAGUUUUCAUUCCUGCAGGAUGCCCUCACCAAGUGCGUAAUCUCAAGUCGUGUACCAAAGUUGCUGCUGAUUUUGUUUCUCCUGAAAACAUUCGAGAAUGUUUCCGCCUCACAGCUGAGUUCAGGACAUUGCCGAAAGGCCACAAGGCCAGAGAAGACAAACUAGAGAUAAAGAAGAUGGUCAUUCAUGCAAUCAACCAAGUUGUCACAGAUUUGGAGCAGCUCACAUACAUAGUUUAGAGAAAUAGCAGUACUUUCUUUAGCAGCAGUAGCAGUUAGUAUUUGGUUGUUGCUAUUGUCCUUGGGUGUUCUUUUAGGUGUUAGGCCAAGGACAAUUUUGAUACAUAUUUCUUGCAGCUUAGGCCCUCUUCACCAUUGUUGCCUGUAGAAAAGUAAAUGUUAAAAGGAACAUUCUUUUUUCCUGCAAUAAAGGCAGCUUCUCCUAUA